AUGAAACCAGGCCUGUUGAAAGGAUGCCCAUAUGAGGAGCUGCUCUUAGGCCUCACUGUUAUGGCUGGCCAGCUAUCCAUCUGUAGCCAGUCUUUUAAGAGCUGUGCUGCCACUGCUAUUAAUGGCAACCCUGCUUCACUUAGCCGUACUCCUUCGGUGCCUCAGCUACACUUCUUAAUGUCUGUGUCCUGUGAUCUUGGACAUGCAAUGGACCCAUGCUACUCUCCAAAUCUUCCUUACAGCCAGGACAAAGUUAGGGUUCCAAUCACUGUGUUACUGUAUUCUCCAGCAAUCUUCUAUGUGCUUGAUUUUUGGUCUGAAGAUGGAUGGUGUUUUCUCUCCAGGAGCCUGGCAUCCCAUCACUGGUCUCAGGGUUUCAAAGUUUCACUCUUGGGAGCUCCUGAGGAUGAACUGUUCUUGUUGUCUCAAGCUCUCAUUCAACUGCUUUGUAGCAAACACAACUGCCAGGUGACAAACAAUGCUCCCCUCCAGCUGCCCUGUGCCUCGAUGCUGCUCCCCUAUCGCCCAUUUCUUACCUCUGCGGCCCUUAAUGCUAAGAUAGUCUCCUGGAAGAGUUGUACCAAGUAUACCGUCAUGCCCUUCGAGGAGAAGAUCAUCAACAUCCGCUAUGACCCCUGUAGGUCAGCAGACAUAGCUCUGGUUGCCAGAGGCAACCGGAAAUGCUGGAUCAUUGCCACAGAAAACAUGCAAGUGGGAGAUAUAAUCCUGCUUUCGAAUCAGAUAGGCCGAAUGGCAAUUGCUGCUGGGGAAGGGGAUGCACACCCUCUUGGGGCCUUGCCUGUGGGAACCCUCAUCAACAAUGUGGAGAGUGAACCAGGCCGGGGGGCUCAAUAUAUCCGAGCUGCAGGGACAUGUGGGGUCCUGCUCCGGAAGGUCAAUGGGACAGCUAUCAUCCAGCUCCCUUCCAAGCGACAGAUGCAGGUCUUGGAAACGUGCAUCGCCAAGGUGGGUCGAGUGUCCAACGUGGAUCAUAACCAGCGGGUCAUCGGCAAGGCUGGUCGCAAUCGCUGGCUGGGCAAGCGGCCUUCCAGUGGGCUUAGGCAUCACAAGGAGGGCUGGGCUGGCCGCAAAAUUCGGCCGCUGCCCCUGAAGAGUUACUUGAAGCUGCCCUCCGGGGCUGCCCAGAGCUGAUGUAUAUAGUGUGUGUGCGCAUACAUGUGUCCCUACA
Molecule: messenger RNA, 1189 nt
Organism: Suncus etruscus (white-toothed pygmy shrew)
Lineage: Eukaryota; Metazoa; Chordata; Mammalia; Eulipotyphla; Soricidae
Product: 39S ribosomal protein L2, mitochondrial-like
Biological process (GO): cytoplasmic translation
Cellular component (GO): ribosome
Molecular function (GO): structural constituent of ribosome; RNA binding
Source: RefSeq, a predicted model, not a curated record